CCUUGUAUCACUUGCUCCAUGCCGAGUGCAGGGAGCUAGGAAGCUGUAGGAGUGAUGUCUGUGCUUUAUAUCCUCACGAGCCGCCACAUUUUAGCCCCCCACUGCUCAUCAGUUGUUGAUCAAUCUUCACAAUCCCGCUGCUGAAGCUCUUUCGCUUACUGCUGGCGUUGCUCAUUUCGAGAAGUCUGGAACUCGUCGGUAUGACUGCAGAGCGCGCUGCUGCUUGAUUGCCACUCGUUUACGGCUGCAAGUCCGUCCUGAUCGCUGAUCGGUGGCUGUAAGCGCCCAGGCGGCUGUAAUGCAAUAAAAGCAUUCGUUGUCCUUGGCCCAGCUUGAAACCGCAAGCAUUCCCAUUACUUGCGUCCCACCCAGGCGCGGAGUAAUACUACCACCGCGUCCUACUCCAACUCCCUGCGCCGCAUCACCACCUUUGCUACGGCGCAGCUGAAGCGACCCAGCUGGCCAUAAUGGCACCCCAGGUGCAGGAACUCACCACCCAAGCCACGCGAAGCGUUUCCGAUGUUGUCAAGCGGAUACUGAUUCCCUUGACUCCUACCAGCCCGCCGGGUCUCGUCCAAGCGAAUACCGUCGAUCCUUGGGCCAAGGCCGGCAAAUAUGCUCUCGGAUGGACCUAUUUCGCGGCCGCGCUCUCGGGCUGUGUAUUCUUGGUUCGCGUGUGGCACUAUUGGCAGGACAAGAUUCGGCAAGCCAUUUACAAACAACAAGUAGAAGCUCACUAUCGAGACACUUACAAUGUUGACGCCGAGUUUGUCAUGUCUGCGAUUCGCUCUGGCACAGCCGAAGAGUUCUUCACCGAGGGUAACCAUAUAGGCGAGAAGAAGUUUCGUCCGAAGGCGCAUUUCUCUUCCAUUGGGUUUGUAAACGAUACUCUGGCCUUGUUUCGAUGGAUCUUUUAUCGAUCUAUUCCGGAUAUUGUCAUCGGAAAGUUCCGCUUUACCUUCUCGUCGCUUGCGGUUCUGACGGCAACAUUCAUCGCCUUUGCUUUCGUCACCCUUUAUACCUUUUUGCAGCAGCCACUCUACUGGGAGAGCAUUCGAUUUGGCGCGCCGCCUGUGGCGAUCAGAGCUGGCAUGCUCUCCGUGGCGUUGACUCCAUGGAUUGUCGCAACGAGCAUGAAGUCCAACUUAUUGACCCUGUUCCUUGGCAUUGGGCCAGAGCGGUUGAAUGUAUUUCACCGAUGGCUUAGCUACAUUGCUUUAUUUCUGGCCCUGGUUCACAUGAUCCCUUUCUACAUUCAACCUGUGUGGGACGAUAACGGUAUGUCCGUUUGGGCUUCGACUUUCCCACCUGGUAGCGGCAUUAUAUACGGCACCGGUAUUGCCUGCAUAGUGCCAUUGAUUUGGCUAUGUGUGACCUCGUUCCCUUGGAUCCGGAGAGUCGCCUACGAAUUGUUUGUCAUGUGCCACGUUCCAGUCGGCAUUCUCUACGUUGGCGUGUUGUUCUGGCACACCAAAAAUCGCCUGAUGACCUGGGACUAUCUCUAUGUGACUGUGGCCAUCUGGGGAGCUUGUAAUAUCGCGCGACUCUUCAAAAUGAACUGGACCAAGCCAGGACGAUUGUCUUUCAUGGUCGGUGAUGAGGCUGCCAUUACCCUAAUGGCUGAGAACGCUAUUAAAGUCACUAUACCUACUCAGAUGCGAUGGAAGCCCGGCCAGUACGUUUAUCUUCGUAUGCCUGGUAUUUCGUUCUUCGAUAACCAUCCUUUCACAAUUUCAUCUCUCUGCAGUGAGGAUUUCCCUUCCGAGUAUGGAGAGAACUACCGAGAUUGUAUUCUCCUUUUCAAAGCCUAUGGCGGCUUUACUCGGAAGGUCUUGGAAACUGCAAUCGAAAAGGGCCCGUUCCAUACAUACCGGGCGUUUUUAGAUGGUCCAUAUGGCGGCAUGACGCGUGAUCUGGCUGCUUUUGAUACCUGUAUUCUGAUUGCUGGCGGAAGUGGCAUUACUUCACUGAUAUCACAGCUUCUCUACCUGGUGAAGCGAAUGCGUGAUGGCAAGGCCAUCAGCAGAAAAGUUGUAGUCGUUUGGGCUAUGAAAAAAUUGGAAGACAUGGACUGGUUUCGAGAGGAGCUGCGCAUCUGCCGUGAAUCUGCGCCUCCCGAGAGCGUAAGCUGCAAGUUCUUUGUCACUGGAGCAGUUCGGAAUCGACCAGGGCAGCAAAUGACUGCCCCCAUCAACGGAGGAGCUAGCCGAGCUUUGACUCACAAGCUCCACGAUAAACUUGAUGGCUUUGUCGCAGGCAUUGCUUCAAAGCGAAAUUCGGCUUUUAUUCAGGCUGAGGCGCAGGGUGAUCCGGAACGGGAGCGCGAACUUCGCGCUGAGAAUGAGGAUCGCAUCACUGCGCUUCCACAACAACAGUUCUUGCAGCCUCAUCAGUAUCCACCUCCACCUAACCUCCCUUCUGAAACGUCGACGAUAAAUCAAACCGUUGCAUCUGAAGAUGGUUUCGAUCAUAAGCUCAAUGAAAAUGGUUAUCCUGAGGACAAAAAGCCACAGGACCCGGCGCAGGAAAUCCAACCUAUCCCAGCUCAUCCUAUCCCAGUCCCGGAGCUCGCGCAUUUAUACAAUUCUAAUAUUCCCGUCGGAGCCAGCGAGCGUCCCGUAUCUACCUUUGGCCCACCGGCUGGGUUUGACUUUGGAUUCCCGCAAACUCCCACCGAGUUCCAAAAGAACCUUAUGAGAUCUGCGUUUCCUAUGCCACACCAAACCGAGGACGGUUGGACCAUUGAGUACGGUCGGCCUGAACUGGGGUACAUGCUCAAACAAUGGGCCACAGGUGGACCAGAGGGCAGAGGCAUCCUUGGCCGAAGGACCGCCGUCUUCGUCUGUGGCCCUCCGGGAAUGAGAGUCGGUGUGGCUAAUUCGGUGGCGAAACUUCAAGCGGAAAUUUGGGGCGACGAUGAGCUAGAAGAAAUAUUUUUGCAUACAGAGAAUUACGCUCUAUAGAGUCAGCUUCCUCUUAUGUGUAUUUGUAGAUACAAGGAUGAUUGGGGUGGAGGAUUAUGACUGAUGUAUAUUUUUCUUUGAAGUUAUGAUAGGCUACAGAGCCACUGAGAUACCACUUGUACAUAGCAGCAAACACAUAUUUUCAUUUUUGUUCCUAAUUGAGUAUAUUAAUCC
Trichoderma asperellum CBS 433.97 is the source of this 3137-nucleotide messenger RNA. RefSeq lists its product as uncharacterized. Gene Ontology annotation, biological process: iron ion transport; intracellular iron ion homeostasis; copper ion import. Gene Ontology annotation, molecular function: ferric-chelate reductase activity. The record is from RefSeq and is a predicted model, not a curated record. Gene Ontology annotation, cellular component: plasma membrane. NCBI's taxonomy places the organism in Eukaryota, Fungi, Ascomycota, Sordariomycetes, Hypocreales, Hypocreaceae.